Saccoglossus kowalevskii is the source of this 2069-nucleotide messenger RNA. RefSeq names its product E3 ubiquitin-protein ligase TRIM56-like. The record is from RefSeq and is a predicted model, not a curated record. Gene Ontology annotation, molecular function: zinc ion binding; transferase activity. NCBI's taxonomy places the organism in Eukaryota, Metazoa, Hemichordata, Enteropneusta, Harrimaniidae.
GGGGUUAAAGUUCAAUCAAUUUCACAAUACUGCAGGCACCACGCAGCAAACAGUGUCUAUCCCAACUGAACAACCAACACGAAUUUUAUAUUGUCAGGAAAGCCACGUGAUUACCGUAGUUGUGAUCUUUAAGAUAUAACGAUGGCCUGCAGUAAUGUUGGAACUACUUCACACAAACAACUUGUGGAUGAUAUUAACGAGAACGUUCUCCUCUGUGCUGUAUGUCAAGAAAGAUUUACAUCACCGAAGAUAUUACCGUGUGUUCAUACAUUCUGUGAGAAAUGUCUGAAGACGUGGGUUGAGAAGAACGGUGGUCAGUUGACUUGUCCAACAUGUCGUAAGUCACACAUCAUUCCCCCAGGUGGCAUCGGAGCACUAAACAAUAAUUUGUUCAUCAACGACGUGCUGGAAAUGUUCUCUAACGUCAAGAUUGGUCAAGAUAUGUUAAAGUGUGAAGUGUGUGCAUCAGCAGCCUCGUUCUGGUGUAAGGACUGUGUCCAGUUCUUUUGCCAAGAAUGCAGUGUUCCACAUAAUGUUAUGCGAGUUACGAAAAACCACAAAGUGAUCACAGUGGAAGAGUACCAAGAAUUAGAGAAAUCAGCUCAGCGUCAUCUCAUCCGACCACAAUUCUGUCCAAAUCAUCCUGACAACCAGUUGGUGUUAUUUUGUGAUGUGUGUCAAGUCACAGCAUGCAUUCAAUGUGGUUUGAUUAACCAUAACGGAUCCGAUCAUCGCAUGAUAUCCAUGGAAGAUGCACUGAAGAAAUACACUCCAAAUUUACACCAUCUGAUAGAUGAACUGAACAAAUCAGUGACGUCGCUGAAAUCUGGUGAGGAGAAACAGAACCAAGCAAUGAAGCUGUUCAAACGUGAGCAGGUAUCGGAGGAAAAACAAAUAAAACAACACGCAGCUGAUAUUAUUAAUCGUGUAAAACAAGAAGAGCAGAAACUUCUCACCAAAGUGACCGAGGUAUGCGGUAAGCGAGACAAAGAAUUACAGGCACAGUUGGAUCACAUUGAGUUGGACUUGGAACGUGCAAAAAGUAUGCAGUCUUACGCUGUAAACUGUCUUUACCAUGGCAACCCAGCUGACAUUCUAUCACAAAAGAGGAACUUAGAAGAUGGAUUAACAGAGUUGGGAAAUAAAGCGUCAUUAGGUCAGCAUGAAAUUGGAAAUGACUUCAAGUUGAAAUUCAAGAAAACUAUGCCAUCACUAUUAACCAUUGGGGAAAUUACAUGUGAACGUCGUGAGAGUUCUGAAGGGACAGUUGAAGAUAGUCUCCCAAGCGCCAAUGCUAACACCUUGGAAGGUGUGCCUGUGUGUAACCGAGAGGUGCAGCUCAGCAAGAAGUUAUCUAAUAUUUUAAGGCACAAUGCCAACAAAUUUGGAUUUCAACUUGAUAAAGGUGGAUUUUUGAAUGUUGAAGACAUGCUACAUCAUCAACAUUUUCGCGGUUAUACUAUUGAAGAUGUGAAAAGAGUUGUGACUAAUAAUGACAAACAGCGUUUUGCCUUGAGAAACCAUCCAGACAGUAACUUGUUGCAGAUACGCGCAAAUCAGGGCCAUUCCGUUAAGGUUCAAGGUCUUGAAUUGAAAAGAAUCACGGAUGCGUCAGAAUAUCCAACUGUUAUAUACGGCACUUACAGCAAGCACUUAGAGAGAAUCAAAGAAAAGGGCUUAUCAAGGAUGGGUAGAAAUCACAUACAUUUUGCACCAGGAAUGCCAGACGAGGUCGGAGUUAUUAGCGGAAUGCGCUGGGAUUGUGAUGUUAUAAUUGUUUUAGACUUGGAGAAAGCAAUUAAAGAUGGAAUCGAGUUUAUGAUUUCUGCUAACAAUGUAAUACUGUCAUCCGGUGACGAACAUGGUUACAUUUCUGUAGAUUACUUCAAAGAAAUUAGACAACGACGCACAUAAAAAAAACAACUUUUACUCGAGAUCCGAAGUGUGGAAAAAAAAAAUACCUGACCAGUAAGGAAGCAGAGAAGAGAUGCCAUAUAAGUUCAGCCAAUUGUUCAAUAUGUACAGAGGCUGCACCUGGCAGAAUGUGCAGUAUAUUUGUUAUACACGAG